Culex quinquefasciatus (southern house mosquito) is the source of this 1083-nucleotide messenger RNA. RefSeq names its product 1-acyl-sn-glycerol-3-phosphate acyltransferase beta. Gene Ontology annotation, biological process: phosphatidic acid biosynthetic process. The transcript is spliced from 4 exons. Gene Ontology annotation, cellular component: endoplasmic reticulum; membrane. NCBI's taxonomy places the organism in Eukaryota, Metazoa, Arthropoda, Insecta, Diptera, Culicidae. Gene Ontology annotation, molecular function: 1-acylglycerol-3-phosphate O-acyltransferase activity. Bases 105 to 1031 code for a protein of 308 amino acids. The record is from RefSeq and is a predicted model, not a curated record.
AUUCAAUCCUCUAGUAUUGUGCGAUGAUUUGAUCGGGGAGGUUGUAUUUUUGCGUUUGUUUUUGGUAAAAUUUGUGAAGUUUGAACGUUGGAAAAUUAAAAAAGAUGAGUGACUGCUUACUUUGUAGUUAUGUUGGUCUUUUCUUCAAAUACUACCUCAACAUAUGGCUGAUCGCGCUGGCCAUCUGGGUUGGGCUGGUGGUGGCCACCAAGGUGGGUUCCGAUGGCAGCAAGUUCAAGUAUUACGCCAAGUUUGGCAUGAUUUACUUCACGACGCAAGGACUGACGACACUAUGGACGCCGAUAUCGUUGCUGAGCCCACUCAAUAUCGUGCAUGCGAGAAUUAUCUCAACCAUAUCGUCGUACGCGACCACGCUGCUGCCGAUCACUUGGGAGCUGCGAAAUGCGCGGGUUCUGAAGAAGGCCAAAGGGGCGGUCGUUAUGGCCAAUCACCAGUCGUCGAUGGAUAUUUUGGGUCUCAUGAUGCUGUGGGACAUCCUGAAGGACGUAAUUUCGAUUGCCAAGAAGGAACUGCUCUACCUGAUCCCGUUCGGACCGGCCGGAUGGCUCGCCGGAAUCACCUACAUAAACCGUCAAAAUCGGACCUCGGCGAUGCGAACGCUGGACAAGUGCAAGCGCAAUAUGGUCGAGAAGGGCCACAAGAUGUACCUGUAUCCGGAGGGCACGAGGUUCCCGGAACGGGGCAUGUUGCCUUUUAAGAAGGGCGGAUUUCACACGGCGAUUCAGGCCGGGGUGCCGAUCAUUCCGGUUGUGUUUUCACACAUGUACUUUAUCGAUGCUAAGAAGUACAUGUUUAAGCCGGGUCACGUGAUUAUGUCGGUGCUGGAACCGAUUCCGACCAAGGGAGUUACGGCGGACGGGUUGGACGCGUUGAUUGAGAGGACUAGGAGUGCCAUGCUGGCUGAGUAUGAGAAGAUUUCGGCGGAAAUGGAUGACAAUUUGAGUAAUUCACAGUGGGUUAGCCAGAAUCGACCAAGAUUUACGAUUUUGGAAAACAAGAAGAGUGAUUAGAGAUUGAAGUUGCGACACAAUGCAAACGUGCCAUUGAAUUUAAAAUACUUGU